AUGGCUAUUCGCGGACAAGGUCGAUCAUAUAUACGGAGAGAUUAUGAGGUUAACCUGUCGAUGGAUAAUCAUGCUGAACUCGUGGCGGCGAUGACUAACUUGUCUAACACGAUUCAAGCGGGAACUGCUAUGGCUACUCAUGCUUUGCGAUGGAUAAGGCCAUCAGUCAAAAACAAAAAUGUAAAGGGUGUGGAGGACAGCUUAGGUGGUGUUCUGAGAACUCUAGUUGCUUUUCUGAAAGUUGACCUGUCGGCUUUCAAUGGAUCAACAAAUCCUACUGAAGCAGACAACUGGUUCAAAGUUGUGGAGGGUGCAUUACAGACUCAGCAAGUCCCGAAUAAUCAGUUCGUGGAAUAUGCAGCUUAUCAAUUAGUGGGAGAAGCUCAGCAUUGGUGGCAAAGAGAGUGUCGAUUUUUGCAACUACAAAAUAUGAAUAUUCUGUGCGAGCUAUUUCGGACUGCUUUCUACAAGAAGUAUUUUCAUGAAUCGGUAAGGGAGGCCAGAGAGUUAGAGCUUAUGCAGCUGAAGCAAGGUUCAAUGUCUGUGGCUGAGUAUACGAGUAAGUUCGAGGAGCUCUGUAGGUUCUCAAGGGUAUGUCGAGGAGCCCCUGAGUCCUAUGAGGGUUGGAAGUGUAAAAGAUACAAAGGAGGUCUGAGUGAAAAUAUUAUGAAUGCUGUGACUCCAUUAGAGAUUAGAAUAUUUUCUGAAUUAGUGGACAAGGCAACAAUUGUUGAAGAUUAUGCCAAGGAGGCGGCUUUGAUGAGAGAUGAGCAUGGCGGUACUAGUAGCAGGGGUCGUGGAAAGUAUGUUCUAUCAAGAGGCCAGAACUUCAAGAACGGUAGACAUGCCCCUCAGCAAUCCCAAGUUUAA
Messenger RNA from Arachis ipaensis, 870 nucleotides. The record is from RefSeq and is a predicted model, not a curated record. Lineage: Eukaryota; Viridiplantae; Streptophyta; Magnoliopsida; Fabales; Fabaceae.